AUGGUUUGGUUUGCAUUUGUUCGUGAUCGUGUCGUGGGUACGUCCAACAUCAUCGGAAUCGAUCGAAUGUCAAAUGGAACAGAUAAGAAGGAUAUUGAGUACUGGACGGAACAGGACUAUGAAGAGUUGACAUGUCCACUAUGCAGAUGGCCUCUUUAUCCGCCACAUCAAUUAGCUUGCUGCGGGCGGCGAGCCUGUCAAGACUGUUGCAAGAACUUGAAAGAAACCAAAUGCGCGUGUCCGCUUUGUUCCUCUCCAGACCUCGAAAGUUUUGCUGAUUCGGGACAUAAACGUGAUGUCGACAGAAAAGAAAUAAAUUGUUUUGUAUGCGGCUCAAACUGGAGAGGUUUUUUGAAGGAUUCAAGAGAGCAUCUUCAAAUACAUAAUACCCAGUGGUGCAAACCUUGCCAUCAAGGUUUUGUCACUGAAAGUCAGCUGGAAUCUCACAAGAGAUACCGCUGUAUCCAUCGCACGUUCUCUUGUAUACUGGUAGAAUAUGGAUGUUCUAAAGAAAUUCCACAUUCGGAAAUUUCAACACACCAUUUGUCAAAGCAACAUCAGUAUGCUCUGAUAGCUGCCGUAGAGCAUUUGUGUCUUCUUUUCAAUAAGGGUUGCAACAAUUUUGCUGCACAAAAACAAAUCCAAGAACAAGAAAAACAGUUUUUGGAAGAAUGCGAUCGAAGAAUAAAGACGGUCAUGCAGGAAAUACUACUGCUAAAUACUGAUCGAACUGAUCUCAGCUCUAAACAACAACUAACAGAAGCAAAAUUGACAGAAUUGCGGGACAAUUUCAAGAAAUUUAACGAAUUACUCACGAAUAUUUUCAAGAUAAUUGAAAUUAUUCAACAAAUUUUCAAUGAAAUGUAUCAAUUAAAUAAAAAUAUUCAAGAGAAAAGAAGUUCCAGUGCUCACACAAUAACUAUGAAUAAUACAUAUGUCCUCAAGGUGGCUUUGUUGGUUAUAUUGAAUGAUGAUUCAAUACCCGUGAAUUCUGGUCCUAUUCAAACCUCAAAGUUUGGCUAUAGAUUCGCUAUGAUUGUCACUUCAAAGAUUCAUGAACAUAGCAAAACUCCAUCGAUGCACGUUUCUUGGGUUAUUUGUCGUGGAGAAUUCGAUCCAAUCUUGACCUGGCCAUUUCCUUAUCCGAUUAAGAUCAGUUUGAUGGAUUUAUCUGGUGAACAAAAACACAUAUCUCACUCAAUUAUUCCUGAUGGCGAUCCACAAUCGUCUAUCUUUCAAAGUCCGAAGAAUCCUACAAAUAUACCAUAUGAAAUCCCACAAUUUUGCACAAUGGAUAAAUUAGUUCAAAAUAAUUCAAAAUUUGUCCAAGACGGAAACAUAUUCAUAGAAUUACAGGUCGAUUUCAAUGAAGACUAA
Messenger RNA from Adineta ricciae, 1377 nucleotides. The record is from the annotation of a GenBank genome assembly. NCBI's taxonomy places the organism in Eukaryota, Metazoa, Rotifera, Eurotatoria, Adinetida, Adinetidae.